This is a messenger RNA of Salvelinus fontinalis (brook trout), 7698 nucleotides long. Its product is annotated as neurexin-3b-like. The record is from RefSeq and is a predicted model, not a curated record. The transcript has 20 exons. NCBI's taxonomy places the organism in Eukaryota, Metazoa, Chordata, Actinopteri, Salmoniformes, Salmonidae. The coding region runs from base 735 to 4064 and encodes 1109 amino acids.
CGCUGAGGAGAGCGAACGGCCCUGGGAUAAGCGCGUUCACAAAGAGAGAGAGACAGGCUCGAGCCAGGGACAGAGAGAGACUGCUGUUCUGUUCAACACUAGACUACUGCGCUGCGCGCUUCACUGUUAAUAAUCUUCUCAUCCCCCCAUCAUCACCACCAGCAUCACGACCCCUAUACUGGAUGUGCUAAAACCAAAGAGCGUUUUGCUGUAUAUGGGACUUUGUUUUGGAUUAUUGGGAUAUUGUUUGGAUCUACAUAACAUAAAUAAAGUUGCGGGAAGUUCUGUAAGGCCUGAAACUGGACUAGAACAUACAGCACAGUGCCACAGGGCGUUGCUACGGAUCUGAAGCCAAGAUGGUCGCCGUCUGUUUUAAUCCUUGCAGUCGCCUCAAAGGAAAAUCCUCGGAUGGGCCUCUGUAUCACUGACAGAACACACUGAGGAUCAGCAUUGUCGAUAGGUAGGAAGACGGAUAUUUACUCCUCUUCUUGGAUUGGAAGACUGGGAUUCGACUGGAGGAUUUUCACCCUUUAAAUAGCCUCUGGUCUAUAGCACAAUCAAAAGGAUAUGGCAUCAUCUUCUUAAAUAAGACAUUGCACGCGUGGGACACAGUACAUUAAAUAUAUCAGUCUUUGAAACAAAAAAACACACCUGAUGCUAUUGACAAUCUAAGGAUCUCUUCCUCUAACAACUAACCCCAACUGGCACAGUCUACCCGCCGCAUUUUUUCUGCAAUGAAAUCCUUUAGUCUCUCCCAGCGUGUUCUCCUGCUGCUCAGUACUCUGCUGGGCCUGUGCCAGGGUCUGGAGUUCACAGGCUCCGAGGGUCAGUGGGCUCGGUACGUCCGCUGGGACGCCAGCACCAGAAGUGAGCUCACCUUCCAGUUCAAAACAGCCGCGUCCGACGCCCUAAUCCUCUACUUUGACGAUGGCGGCUACUGCGACUUCCUGCUCCUCACGGUAACGGACGGGAAGCUCCAGCUCUGCUUCAGUGUCGACUGCGCCGAGACCACGGUCACCUCUGACAAAUCGGUCAACGACAGCCGCUGGCAUUUCGCUACAGUCAGCCGACACAACCUCAGAACGGUCCUAGCCCUGGACGGGCAGACCAAGGCGGACGAGGUUCGACCACAGCGCCAGUUCAUGAAGAUCGUCAGCGACCUCUUCCUCGGAGGUGUACCCGGAGACAUCAGGACCUCGGCCAUCACCCUGCCGACGAUUAGAGAGCUGCCACCGUUCAAAGGAGUUAUCACAGACCUGAAUUACGGGAACAAGGUUCCCACGCUGAUCAACAGUCAGAAGGUGCGUCUGGAGAUGAUGGGUCUCUGUACAGAGAACCCGUGUGAGAACGGAGGCCACUGCUCCAUGGCUGAUGGAGAACCCUACUGUGACUGCUCCAAAACUGGAUAUACGGGACGGACCUGCGGUGAAGCAGCCGUUCAGAGGAAACCAGGCUUAGCACAUCUGAAGGCAUCUGAGUCAGGUAGAAACAAAGCGAGAGAAGAGAACGUGGCAACGUUCCGUGGUUCGGAGUACUUCUGCUACGACCUGUCCCAGAACCCCAUCCAGUCCUCCAGCGAUGAGAUCACGCUCUCCUUCAAGACGUGGCAGAGGAACGGUCUCUUACUCCACACGGGGAAGUCGGCUGACUACGUCAACCUGGCCCUAAAAGACGGAGCGGUGAGCCUGGUCAUCAACCUGGGCUCGGGGGCCUUCGAGGCCAUCGUGGAGCCCGUCAACGGGAAGUUCAAUGACAACGGCUGGCACGACAUCAAGGUCACACGCAACCUCAGACAGCAAUCAGGCAUUGGACACGCUAUGGUGACUAUCUCCGUGGAUGGGAUCCUCACCACAACAGGGUAUACCCAGGAAGACUACACCAUGCUGGGGUCUGAUGACUUCUUCUACGUGGGUGGGAGUCCUAGUACGGCUGAUCUACCUGGUUCUCCCGUCAGCAACAACUUCAUGGGCUGCCUGAAAGAGGUGGUCUACAAGAAUAACGACAUCCGUCUGGAGCUCUCCCGUCUGGCCCGCAUCGUAGACCCCAAGAUGAAGCUCCAGGGUGACGUGGUGUUUAAGUGUGAGAACGUACCCACCCUGGACCCUAUCAACUUCGAGAGCCCUGACUCCUACCUCAGCCUCCCCAAGUGGAACACCAAGAGAAUGGGUUCUAUCUCCUUCGACUUCCGGACCUCAGAGCCCAACGGACUCAUCCUGUUCACCCACGGCAAGGCCCAGGACCGGCGGGACGCAGCAGGGAAGAAGAACAACAAAGUAGACUUCUUUGCUGUAGAGCUGCUGGAUGGAGGGCUGUAUCUGCUGCUGGACAUGGGCUCAGGCACUAUCAAGGUCAAAGCCACCCAGAACAAGGUCAAUGAUGGAGCCUGGCACCACGUGGACAUACAGAGGGAUGGACGUUCAGGUAUCAUCUCAGUGGACAAUCGUCGUACUCCGUUCACGGCCAGCGGAGAGAACGAGAUCUUAGACCUGGAGGGAGACCUCUACCUGGGUGGUCUCCCUGAUAACCGCGUAGGCCUGGUGUUACCGACCGAACUGUGGACGGCCAUGUUGAACUACGGCUACGUGGGCUGCAUCCGGGACCUCUUCAUAGACGGACGCUCCAAAAACAUUCGGGCCAUCUCCGAGUCUCAGAACACCACAGGCAUCAGGCCCACCUGCAGUAAAGUCACGGGGAAACAGUGUGAUAGCAAUCCCUGUAAGAAUAACGGAGUCUGUAAGGAAGGGUGGAACCGGUUUAUCUGUGACUGCACCGGGACUGGGUUCUGGGCCGGCACGUGUGAGAGAGAGGCGUCCAUCCUGAGCUACGAUGGCAGCAUGUAUAUGAAAGUGGUGAUGCCAAGCGUGAUGCACACUGAGGCAGAGGACGUUUCCCUCCGCUUCAAGUCCCAGCGUGCUUUCGGGCUCCUAAUGGCCGCUACCUCUCGGGACUCCGCUGACACACUCCGUCUCGAGCUGGACAGCGGCCGCGUCAAACUAACGGUCAACCUAGACUGUGUCAGGAUAAACUGUACCACCAGCAAGGGACCAGAGACUCUAUAUGCUGGACAAAAGCUCAAUGAUAAUGACUGGCACUCUGUCAGAGUGGUCCGACGCGGUAAAAACUUCAAACUGACAGUCGACGAAGACAUGGCUGAAGGCCAGAUGGCAGGUGACCACACUCGUCUGGAGUUCCACAAUGUGGAGACAGGGAUUCUGACAGAGAGACGUUUCGUCUCCUCCUCCCCCUCCUCCUUCAUUGGACACCUGCAGGGCCUGAAGUUCAACGGCAUGUUCUACAUUGACAUGUGUAAGAACGGAGACAUCGACUUCUGCGAGCUCAACGCCCGCUUCGGCAUGCGCUCCAUCAUCGCCGACCCGGUGACCUUCAAAUCCAAGGGCAGCUACCUGGGGCUGGCCACUUUGCAGGCCUACACCACCAUGCACCUGUUCUUCCAGUUUAAAACCACCUCCCCGGACGGCUUCAUACUGUUCAACAGCGGAGACGGAAACGACUUUAUCGCUGUUGAGCUGGUCAAAGGGUUUGUCCACUAUGUGUUCGACCUGGGGAACGGUCCCAGUCUGUUGAAGGGGAACAGUGACAGUGCCCUGAAUGACAACCAGUGGCACAACGUAGUUAUCACCAGGGACGCCACCAACACACACACCCUCAAGGUGGACGCCAAGUCCGUCACACAGAACGUCAACGGAGCCAAGAACCUCGACCUCAAAGGGGAUCUGUUUGUGGCAGGGCUGGGGCCUAACAUGUACCAGAACCUUCCUAAACUGGUGGUCUCUAGGGAAGGUUUCCAGGGUUGUCUGGCGUCUGUAGAUCUGAAUGGCCGCCUGCCUGACCUCAUCAACGACGCCUUGUUCCGCUCUGGACAGAUCGAACGCGGAUGUGAAGUUGGUUUCACCAAAGCCGACCUGCAAGGACCCAGCACUACCUGUCAGGAAGACUCCUGUGCCAACAUGGGCGUGUGUAUUCAACAGUGGGAGAACUUCACCUGCGACUGCACCAUGACGUCUUACACAGGGACACAGUGCAACGACCGUGAGUACCGUUGACUUUGUACUGUACAUAUGCAGACAGACACACAGAUAAACACAGUGCACAUACACAGGCAGACGGACACCUUCAACUUUACCACGACCUGUUACACUGAGGGACGCUGUGCCACAGCCGUCAGCACCAGGGUCAAGGGUUUUCUGCAUCAUGCUGGUUGUUACCUUAGUCUUGCGCUGUAUAUUCUACUUUCUCUGUGACAGCACCAGUGAACGGAAUGGUGUGUCUGUGAUAUUCAAAAUAUGCCCGGAAGACCUUCAGUACAAAAGCGGUUGAAUUGGUUUGAAAUGGCUCUCUGUGUCACACCUUCUUGUUGUUUGGUCACACAGCUUUAGUAACUUGGUUUUAUGAGUCAGUGAGUGACUGAUGUUAUGUAAAACUGCUGGUUCUGCCCAAGCAGCCAUUUUGAUAAACACCCCUAAAGAGGUUUCUCAGAUGUGUGUAUGGCUCUUAUCCCCGUGACGAUGGGGACUCUCGUCUUCAGUUUGCGGUGGCAGGCGCGCACAGUGGCGUGCACAGUCUUUCACGGGACAGUGUAACGUAAGGGUGGCUCUGCUCUGCUUUGCCCGUAGCACAACUAACGAGCUGAAUCAUGUCGAAAAGGAGCUGUGAUCACACUGGCCUUUCAUACCGGCUAAUGCUGCUGGUGGGUCCACGGCUCUCGUUCUCUACCUGGCUCUCUUUCUUUCCCUCGCUGUCUCUCACUCUCUUUAGGUCCUCACCUCUCUGCCUUUACCUUGCUCUCUUGUUCUUUUGCUAUCUCUUAUCUCUCUCUCACUCUCUCUCUCUCUCUCUCUCGUUCUCUCGCCUGUGUUUCUUGUCCUGUCUUUGACACAGAGUCGUGGUUUGAGGCGAUGAGUGCUACUCUGACCCAGUCAUUAGCCCAUGGCCAUGCCUCAGCAGACGUUCCAGUGGUUUCAUAUCUAAUCCUGUUGACACUUCAACGUCAAGGAGCCAAGGGCACGACAUCACCAUUAUUUCCAUCCUAAAUAGUUCCCUAUGCAGUGUACUGCUUCUGGCUAAAUCCCUCUGGCGUUGUCUUUGUGGAAUUGUUUUGUAUUUUGCUUUAAUUGGACCCCAGGUAGCGUAGUUGUAGCCAGCUAAUAGGGAUUCUAAUACCAGUAAACAAAACAACAACAACUUAAUUGUUACUUGUUACCUAUUAAAACAGGGGCCCUUUGGGUGCUGUUAAAUGUAGUGGUUUAAUGUUCUGGCCAGGUACCAGAUUAGUGUUCCAUCUGUGUUUUAUAAUCCAACCUUUUAGUUAUUCUUCUCUACUGUACAGCUUACAAUUCAUCCCCCCUCCUCUCCCCUUUAGCUAUUCCCCAGGUCGUUGCAGUAAAUGAGAACGUGUUCUCAGUCAACUUACCUGGUAAAAUAAAAAUAAUGAAGUAGAGGUUCCUCUUCCCCGGGGUUAAUAAACUGUUCAUAGAGCCACCACUAGAUGGCAGUAAUGUACCGAGCAUCUCCGUACGCAACUAGCCUACACCAGGCUGGCUAGCUGAGAGAAGAAAUUAGAUGCAAUCCCCUGAGCAUGAAAUCAGCUUUCCUCAUCUCUCUCUCUCUCUCUCUCGCUAUCCCUCUCCCUUGCUAUCCCUCUCCAAACACACACACAAACACACACCCCUCAUGAUGUACCUGCUGCAGAAAGUGGAUUGCUAUGACGCUUUCUCCAACUAACACAAUGCAACAGUGAUAUCUCAAAUCAUGUUGUUUGAUAGUGAAACUGAAGGGGGCCCAGUGUGGUUCCAUAGCUGUGCUGUAAGGCUGUGCUGCAAGGCUGUGCUGCGCUGUGUGUCAGGCAUGAAUCGAGCGCAGCCUCACGUGAGUGUGGUUCUAAUUAGCACAGUGCAGAGUAGUGGAGAGUGGAGCUUCUUUCUCUCUCUGGCUCUGUUUGUCUCUGUCAUUUUCUCUCUCUGUCUGUGUCUGUAUGUCUCGCUCUGGUGUAUUUCUGUGUGCCUGUCCGUCUCUGUCUAUAUUUGUCUGUCGCUGUCUCUGUCUGUCUCUACACACAUCCUGUUUGACUUUGAAUAAUAAGUGCAUUCUCAGGGAUGUCCGUCUCUGUCUAUAUUUGUCUGUUGCUGUCUCUCAAUUCAAUUUAAAUUUUCAAUUUAAAUUUAAGGGGCUUUAUUGGCAUGGAAACAUAUGUUUACAUUGCCGAAGCAAGUGAAAUAGAUAAUAAACAAAAGUGAAAUAAACAAUAAAAAAUGAACAGUAAACAUUACACUCACAAAAGUUCCAAAAUAAAAGACAUUUAAAAUGUCAUAUUAUGUCUAUAUACAGUGUUGUAAUGAUGUGCAAAUAGUUAAAGUACAAAUAGGGAAAUAAAUUAAAUAAAUAUGGGUUGUAUUUACAAUGGUGUUUCUUCUUCACUGGUUGCCCUUUUCUUGCGGCAACAGGUCACAAAUCUUGCUGCUCUGAUGGCACACAGUGGUAUUUAACCAAAUAGAUAUGGGAGUUAAUCAAAAUAAGAUUUGUUUUUGAAUACUUUGUGGGUCUGUGUAAUCUGAGGGAAGUAUGUGUCUCUAUGGUCAAACAUUGGGCAGGAGGUCAGGAAGUACAACUCAGUUUCCACCUCAUUUUGUGGACAGCGUGCACAUAGGCUAUCUUAUCUUGAGAGACAGAUCUGCUUUCAGCGGCCUUUCUCAAUAGCAAGGCUAUGCUCACUGAGUCUGUACAUAGUCAAAGCUUUCCUUAAGUUUGGGUCACUCACAGUGGUCAGGCAUUCUGCCACUGUGUACUCUCUGUUUAGGGCCAAAUAGCAUUCUAGUUUGCUCAAUUGUUUUGUAAAUUCUUUCCAACGUGUCAAGUAAUUAUAUUUUUGUUUUCUCAUAUUUUGGUUGGGUGUAAUUGUGUUGCUGUCCUGGGGCUCUGUUUGUGUUUGUGAACAGAGCCCCAGGACCAGCUUGCUUAGGGGGCUCUUCUCCAGGUUAAUUUCUCUGUAUGUGAUGGCUUUGUUAUGGAAGGUUUGGGAAUCGCUUUCUUUUAGGUGGUUGUAGAAUGUAACAGCUCUUUUCUGGAUUUUGAUAAUUAGCGGGUAUCGGCAUAAUUCUGCUCUGCAUGCAUUAUUUGAUGUUUUACGUUGUUCACGGAGGACAUUUUUGUAGGAUUUUUGCAGAAUUCUCCCUCUCUCUCUUUCUAUUUCUCUUCUUCUCCCUCUCUCUCUCAAGGCUUUGGGGGUGACAUAGAGACCUGGCAAGCAUGGCACUGUGGGUGACGAUGGCAUCAAAUACCAACCUUCUAACUCUCAAGUUAUGCCAGGUUCUGAGUCAGAAGGCUUAGAAAAAAGUCAUCAUGAGUCAAAGUUAGUGUUGCCUUUGUUCAUUUCAUCUGAAUGCAGUCAGUAGAGCGUUUUUCUCUACUCGUGGUAAGAUUAAAGUGAAAAUUCAGCCAGGCAGUAACCUGCAUUUCUGCUGUGGUACGGUUGGCGGUUUGUCUUGUUUUACUGCAGACUCUAAGCCUUUACAGCAAAUCCCUAUAUUGUAUCCAACAGGGUACUGCAGACAGUGAGGCAGGCAGACAGUGAGGCAGGCAGGCAGACAGUGAGGCAGGCAGGCAGACAGUGAGGCAGGCAGACAGUGAGGCAGGCAGACAGUGAGGCAGGCAGGCAGACAGUGAGGCAGGCAGGCAGACAGU